Paramecium sonneborni is the source of this 1911-nucleotide messenger RNA. The record is from the annotation of a GenBank genome assembly. NCBI's taxonomy places the organism in Eukaryota, Ciliophora, Oligohymenophorea, Peniculida, Parameciidae.
AUGAAAAGUUGGAAAUCCAUAAUUUUUCUUAAAGUUAACUCUUUUGGAAAAUCAAUAAUAAGAGCAUCCGAUUAUUUUGCUUAAUAACCACAACUAAGGAUAUAAAAAUAAAAAAAAUUUUCUACGAAAUUAGGAGCAUUUAUGACUUGUUGUAUAAUUACAAUCUGCAUAAUUUAACUUAUUUCAUAAUUAUAAGGCAUUUUUGAUAGGCAUAAUCCUAAUGUAAUUACUUCUGAAUUUUAAUUAUUCAAUACUGAUGUAUAUUUAAUUUUUAAAAAGGAAUAUGUAUUAUAUCCACAUAAUUAUACUAUGGCAUUAGCAUUAAUGGAUGGAAAACUACAAACAAUUAGAGGGUAAAAUUAAUAUUUUAAUAUCACAAUAAAGAAUUGUAAAAGAUAAAGAUUAGUAAAUGAAACAACUGGAUUAAAAGAAGCUAUUUUAGAGUAUUUUUUACAUAAUUAAUAUAGUUGCUAUAAUUAUCAAAUAGAAGAAUGUAAUGAUUAACAUUUUACUACAGAAGUUUAAUUGAAAUAUUUUAAAUCUUUUAAUAAGUCAGGAUUAUAUUGUGCUAAAAGUAGUGAUUGGAAUGAAAGGCCGAUGAAACUUCAAGGUACUCCUUCAUCAGAUUUAUUUUAAUAUAUUGAUAUAUUUAUUUCAACAUGCAAAAAUAGUACUUAAAAUCAAAAUUGUUCAACAGAUUAACAAAUAAAGUAAAAAUUAUCUGGUAACUAUUUGGUGAUGCAUACAUCUGACAUACUCACAAAAAUGGAAGAGUCUAAGAACUCUUUUGAAAAUAUUAUAUAAGCUCAAUACUAUUUUUAUUCACUGAGUAUUACUAAAACUAUUCUCUCUUAACUGAAACUUAUAGAAGCUUUAUCUGAUAUUGCAUUGUUUACUAAAAAUAUUCAAAAAUAAUUUACAUUUUAAUAAUCAACAAUUAAAGAAACAUCAGAAGUGUUCAAUAAUCAAUAUAUUUUUAAAUAUGGAAUAGUAAUAGAUUAAAGAAUGACAUAAUACACAAGAACUUAUUAAAAAUUAUAGAGCGCUUUUAGUAAUAUAGGUGGGUUAUGGUAAAUGUUAUGUUUAAUUGUUUAAAUAUUUUUAUAUCCCUUCACUUCAUAUUUGACUGAAAUUGAAAUGGCAAAUGAUUACUUCAGAUUUGAAUCAAAUAACAAUGGAAAACACAAUACAUCUUAAAAAUAAAAAAGCUUUUUCAUAGAAUAGAAUCAAUGUUUAGAGGUUGUAGAAGAAGAAAUACCUAAUACUUCAGAUAGAGUCUAAAAAGAAAAAUAAAAGUAAAUUAUUUAAUCAAAUCGCCUUGAAAAUAGCAUAGAUAUUUAAAAAUUCUUAAACUAUCAAUAAAUACAUUAAAAAAUGUCAUAAGAUGCUAUUUUAUAAUUAGCAAUAUGUUGUAAUAGAUAGAAAAAAAAAUAAAUAAAUUAUGCCAUUGAUAAAGUUAUGUCAAAAUUAGAUGUUUCAUUUAUAAUUUAAAAGUUAUAAGAGAUAGAUAAAUUAAAAUAUUUACUCUUAUCUAGUGAUUAACUUAAUCUUUUUAAUUAUAUUCCAAAGCCAUUAAUACCUUUUGGAGUGUUUGAAUCUGAGUUUGAAAAAAAUAUAAAAAAUUUAGAAAAAAAAAUAGCUUAUAAAUUAAUAUUAGAUGAUGAAAAAUCAGAAAUAACUAAAAUUAAUGAUGCAUUUACAAGUUAUUAAAACUUAAAAAUAAAAUAAAACAUCACCAAAACUGAUAAAUAAAUUUUAGAAUUUUUAGAUGAUGAAAUCAAAUGCACUUUUGAUUAACUUUUUGUACAAAACUUUAGAGGUUUAGAUUCGAGAGAAAUAAGGCCUAUAAUAGAAAUUGAUAGUAUGUGUGAAAGUAGACUCCCUGUCAGAGAUUCUAUGAAUGAAGGUUGA